UGCAAACGAGAGGUGCGGUUCUGGCUGCAGGACGGCUCCAACUUGUAUUGUAGUACAUACUGUCGUCGUGCUUCCUCCUCUCCACUAGCGGUUGUCAGGGUGUGUUUGUGGUGAGAGAUCCCAAGUGCCAGCUGCUUCGAAACUUGCCAAACCCCGGCCGACCCUCUUGCUAAAAACUUGUGUAACGCUGCCCACUACGCUGACUAAAGAUGUCGUUUGCCAGAAAGUUCAUUGGUGGCCUUAUCAAUGUUAUCGGGAACAUCGACCCAGCCCAGUUCAUUCCCUCCGAACCUCCUGCACCUCGCAGACCUCUUGCAUAUGCAGAGCAGCAUGAGAGUGAUGAAGAGAAACAGUUCCGCAGAGUCUUCCAGCAGCUCGCCGGAGAUGACAUGGAAGUGAGUCCCACUGAACUCAUGAACAUCCUCAACAAAAUCAUUGGAAAACAUGGAGAUCUGAAGACGGAUGGUUUCACGAUUGAGUCUUGCAGAAGCAUGGUGGCAGUCAUGGAUAGUGACAGCACUGGAAAACUUGGCUUCCAUGAAUUCAAAUACCUCUGGAAUAACAUAAAGAAAUGGCAGGCAAUGUACAAGUCCUAUGAUUCAGAUGGCUCUGGUGUUAUCGGGGCUGCUGAAUUGCCCAAUGCCUUCAGAGCUGCAGGCUUUCCUCUGAGUGAGCAGCUUUUCCAGAUGAUCAUUCGCAGGUAUAGCGACGAAAGUGGCAACAUGGAUUUCGACAACUACAUUGGCUGUCUCGUCAGGCUGGAUGCUAUGUGCCGUGCCUUUAAAACGCUGGAUAAGGACAACAGUGGGAAGAUCAAAGUCAAUGUUCAGGAGUGGCUUCAAUUGACCAUGUAUUCUUGAGCCCAAAAGGAUAUUCCUACUUGGAGGCACUUUGUUAGAGAUGUUCUAUAUAUAUAUAUAUUUUUUUUCCACCUUCCAACAACUUCCUAUUUUAUUCAUCCACCUCACUGUCUGCAAAUGUUAUUUUCAAAGCAAUGCUUGAUCACAAGGCAGUUAUAGAAUUGUUGACUGUGCCAUGUUAAUUGUAAGGCAGAAAUGAUGCCAUUAUCCAUCCAUGGAAGCACAAAGAUUCACUGAUGAUGUUCACACCGCUGAAGAGAAAGCAGUUAGCCAGCGUGAUUGAUUGCACGCCGAGCUUAGGUCAUUAGGUUUGCUGCUUGACAUUUGCUUUUGAACUGCACUUAAUUCAAAAUGAAAAUGUGAAGAGGUGAGUCCAAAUCAUAGACCGCAGAAAAUGUGAAACAGUUGGGCUGAAUCAACUACAUUUCAGUUGCCAAAAAACAUUUCGCCUUAAAUUUGUGAAAGUCAUCAUAAACCUUAGAAGGUCAGCCGCUUAGCCAAACAAUAAGAGUUAAAUUGCCACAAAGGUGUCUUUUUUUUGUAGUUUUGCAUUCAAUUAAAUAAAGUGCUUACAGUCUAGCCUGCAAAUGCUGGCUUCAAUAAAACGCUACGUCAUCAAAUAUGAAUUAUAUGUCACACAAUGAAAAUCUUAAGUGUAAUAUCUCUUAUCUUCUCCUUAUAGCAUGCUUUAACAUACAGAGACAAUGUUUGGUUUGGACAGGCUGACAGCUAUUACCGGUAUGUAAUUUUACAUCAAGUAUUAAGUGUCACGUGCCCACAUUAGUCUUUUUUUACGUUUUCAUUGUUACAACUUAUUCUAUGGAUAUGCCUGAAACAGCAUAGUGUGUGAAUGAAUAAAACCAACAUAGAAAAUGUGUAUGCUACCAACGCAUGCAGCCAAUA
Messenger RNA from Hippocampus zosterae (dwarf seahorse), 1763 nucleotides. RefSeq names its product calpain, small subunit 1 a (gene capns1a). The record is from RefSeq and is a predicted model, not a curated record. Bases 210 to 860 code for a protein of 216 amino acids. Lineage: Eukaryota; Metazoa; Chordata; Actinopteri; Syngnathiformes; Syngnathidae. The transcript has 11 exons. Gene Ontology annotation, molecular function: calcium ion binding.